This is a messenger RNA of Erpetoichthys calabaricus (reedfish), 943 nucleotides long. Its product is annotated as diamine acetyltransferase 1-like. NCBI's taxonomy places the organism in Eukaryota, Metazoa, Chordata, Cladistia, Polypteriformes, Polypteridae. The record is from RefSeq and is a predicted model, not a curated record. The transcript has 6 exons. Gene Ontology annotation, molecular function: N-acetyltransferase activity. Bases 55 to 576 code for a protein of 173 amino acids.
CUGCUUUACUGUCACAUACCGGUAGCUGGAAUUUAAUCCAGGAACGAAAAGAAAAUGAAGUACACCAUAAGACAUGCCGGCCCCCAGGACUGUCGUGAAAUUAUGAGGUUAAUUGUGGAGCUGUCAGUAUAUGAGAAAUUGGAAGAGCAGGUUAAUAUCACACACAAAGAGCUUGAAGUAGAUGGAUUUGGAGAAAACCCAUUUUUUAAAUGUUUGGUAGCUGAAGUCCCAGAAGACAAAAGAACUAAGGAAGGACACACUGUUGUGGGAUAUAGUAUGUACUAUUUUGCUUACAGCCCAUGGAAAGGUCGAUCAAUAUGUAUGGAAGUUUUGUACGUGAUGCCCGAUUUCCGAGGUCAAGGAAUUGGGAAAGCUUUGAUGUGUGGUAUUGCAAAGAUUGGCUGGGACAACAAAUGCACUCGGCUUCAGUUUGUUGUUCUGGACUGGAACAAGCCUUCUAUAGAUUUUUACAAGAGUCAUGGUGCACAGAAUGUUACGGAGAAAGAGGGCUGGCAGGAAAUGCGCAUCGACGACAAUGCCAUGGAAAAGUUGGCACAGAUGGCACCUAAAAUUUGAUUAGCAAGCGUGCUGAUGUAUACUAAUUAUGCCUCUCGAGAUCCAGGUGUUAAGCAAAAUACUGUAGCUGUGUGUGACAUUCAUCCAGCAUACGUCCUCUAAUUCAAAUAAAGAGGACUACCCCAUAGUCACAGAUGGAAUGGAAAACAGUUUGCAGGGGGGUGGGGGUACGGAGUUGGCAUAACAAUCAAAAUAUUCUAAAGGCAGUGGAAUGUAAGACCAUUUGAGUUUUUAGGCAAUGCAAAUUAGUUAACUGAAUGUUAAAAUUUAAGUUUAUGGAGACUAAAGUAAAUGUAUGGUGCAUUGCUCAAAGAGGAUGUUUCUGCCCUUUUGAGUUUUUAUCUUGUCCUAAUAAAAAAGUGAUGAU